AUGGUUGAAAAAGAUCCUCAGUUGAGUGCUUUAGACGUAGGGGAAUUAGAUGUCUUCGUAGAAAGCAUGGAGCCGUGGCAGAUUGAGAGCAUUGGAAAUCAGGCUUGGGUUGAUUGGCAUAUUAGGCUUCAAAAGCUUAAUCAACAGGCUGUUUUGGAAGCGUCUUCAAUGCAAGAGGAACUUACAAAAGAGACGCUAAUCUCUUGCGGAAAGCUGCCUGUAUUAGUUUAUGAGGCCAUAUGCAUACAAGUGUGGCGGUUGAAAGUGUAUCCACAAAUCAUGAAGCUAGAACCGAGCCCUGUUAAUACUUUUGGGAUCUAUAUGGUGUUGUACCAUGAAGCAGCAGCUGUGGGUUUACUGGAGACCGUGCUGUUUCAUGAAGACGGAGCACAGUGUAUCAGUGAGGUGAUGAUAGAUCUCCUAGACUACGCUGUAGACCAGCUCACUGCACUUCUGGCACUCAUCAACUCAGGUCACCUGAAACCGGUGACAGCGAAUGAAAUGGAAUGCGAAACACAAUUUGAAGAGUUGGAAAGACAAAAGCGCGAACUGCAAUUUGAUAUUAGCAUGAGGUGCAUCUCCCUUGUACGUUACAUAUCAGAACACAUGGAAACAGCAGGCGUGGCGGCCUCUAUGGCCACCAAUCUUUACAAGACGCACGAUAUGCCGUCCCUUUUAUCGCACUUACUGCAACUCGAGCCUUGGAAGAGGUUCGACGACAAAGGCAAUUUGCAGACGUUCAACUUAGGUCGAUGGUCUCGUCCUGACGCCGAGGAGUUGAGUCAGCUGCACCGUAGCGAGGCGCAGCUGUGGCUCUGUUUGAGACAGCUCCUGUUGGAGCCACGACUGUCUCACUACUACACCAUAGACGAGACGCGACGCAACAUAUUCUGUCGACUGCAAGCAAAUUUGACGGACAUAAUGAUCGAUCAGAUCCCGCCGCUGGUAGAUUUGAAGACUUUCUUAUGCCGUUUGUCAGUCGGCGAUUAUUCAAAUCUCCGAGGGCGCACCAACGGCGUCAAAAAUCCAGGCUGUACUCUCAUAGAGCUCGUUCCACAGAUAAAAGAGGGUUACAUGAAACAAGUGCACAGACGCACUAAAACCAUAGCCAAGGUUCAGUUGGAGCGUUUCCGUAUGGACGGCUCUGAUGAGUCGCGCGGCAUGGCGAGGAAACUUCUAGAAUCUUACACGAGUGACGCCGCUCUCGCUAUGGACAGUGGAGGGGCGAAAUGUGCUAAAUGUGGCGACAAAGCGAGCAAGAAAUGUUCCAGAUGCAAGACAGAGUGGUAUUGCGGAAGAGAAUGUCAAGUGCAGCAGUGGCCAAAACACAAAGACAUCUGCGAUCAAUUCGCGAAUCUCACAGCAAACUAAAAUGUUUACAAGAUGUAAGUCGCAUUCCCUUUACGAUUAUGUUAAUUUAUGUAUUACUAGGUAAUAUAUCUCUAGAAUUAAAAGCUCAUGUCAAUUUUUUUUGGGUUUUUAUUUUAACUUAGCGAUUACACCUAGGAUCUAACUCGAAGACUUCAGGUAGUCUUUGAGCACGUCCAGCGCUGGGGUCUCUUCACCAAAAUCCUGUAAAGAAAGAAGAUUAACAGCCAACGAUUUUCCUGGCUUUGCCGUCUUUGUCGAUUUUACACAGACCAGCCCAUUCGCCUAAUUUCUUGUUCUGCUUACCUUGACUAAAGGAAUCUGAUGUUCGUUACAAAGGGCCUGCACAAGCUUUUUUAAUAAAGAUUCAUUUUCUUGCAUUUAGGAAUAAAAAUAAUGUUAGCUUACUUGUCGAGAGCUUUGGCUGCUUCAUGUAGUCCAUGGACAAGGCCACCGUGAAUCAGGGCAGUCUUCAGCACCUCCUGCAGGGCUGUGUUCACUUAAUAACAAAAAAUAGCAAAAACAUUUUCAAUACUCACACAUCAACAUCAGCCAUGGUUAUUUCGUAAUUGCCGACCUGAAAUAUGGAAUGCAACACAUUGAGUAAAACUCUGACAAAUUAUUUCUUCUAUCAUAUUUAUUUUACGGUGUUUGAUUUUUGUAAUAAUUGAAGAUUACGAAAAUUUUAACACCAAAACACUUUGACACUUUACCU
Diatraea saccharalis (sugarcane borer) is the source of this 2083-nucleotide messenger RNA. The record is from the annotation of a GenBank genome assembly. NCBI's taxonomy places the organism in Eukaryota, Metazoa, Arthropoda, Insecta, Lepidoptera, Crambidae.